GUGUGCACACAUGUUUUGUGUGUAAAACUCCUGAUAAGGAGGUCAGGAGGUGUAUGAUCCCUGUGUGUGGGAAGUUUUAUCACAUGGAAUGCAUACUGAAAUAUUCCCCCACCGUCACUCAGAACCGCGGCUUCCGCUGCUCCCUCCAUGUCUGUCUGGCCUGCUACAUCACCAACCCCGCCAACCCUGGUAUUUCCAAAGGCCGCUUGACACGCUGCGUCCGCUGCCCUGUGGCCUACCACGCCAAUGACUACUGUAUGGCUGCCGGCAGUGUCCCGUUGGCCAAUAACAGCUUCCUGUGCCCUAACCACUUCACUCCACGCAAAGGGUGCAAAAACCAUGAACAUAUUAACGUCAGCUGGUGUUUUGUGUGUUCUGAAGGAGGAAGUCUGCUUUGCUGUGAAUCUUGCCCUGCUGCCUUUCACCGUGAGUGUCUGAACAUUGACAUGCCCCAGGGAAGCUGGUUCUGUAACGACUGUCGAGCGGGAAAGAAACCCCACUACAAGGACAUUCUGUGGGUCAAAGUGGGCCGCUACAGGUGGUGGCCCGCUGAAGUGACUCAACCAAAAAACGUUCCUGAGAACAUCUACCGCUUGAGGCAUGAGGUGGGGGAGUUUCCUGUGCACUUCUUUGGCUCCAAAGACUACGUGUGGACAUAUCAGGCUCGCUGUUUUCCCUACAUGGAAGGGGAUGCCAACAAUAAGGAAAAAAUGGGAAAGGGUGCAGAUGCCGUCUAUAAGAAAGCUUUAAAUGAAGCAGCCGAAAGAUUCAGGGAACUGCAGGCGGAGAAGGAGAUGAGACAGCUUCAAGAAGACAGGAAGAAUGACAAGAAACCUCCGCCAUACAAACACGUAAAGAUGAACAGACUGAUAGGGAAGGUGCAAAUCAUCACAGCAGAUCUGUCGGAGAUCCCACGCUGCAACUGCAAAGUCUCAGACGAGAACCCGUGUGGCAUCGACUCGGAAUGCAUCAACCGCAUGCUAAUGUACGAGUGUCAUCCUCAAGUGUGUCCAGUAGAGGAACGCUGUCAGAACCAAUGCUUCACCAAACGCCAGUACACUGAGGUGGAGAUCUUCAGGACGCUGUCGCGUGGUUGGGGUUUAUGCAGUGUGUCUGACAUCAAGAAGGGAGCUUUUGUGAAUGAGUAUGUUGGAGAGGUCAUUGACGAAGACGAGUGUCGAGCCAGGAUCAAACACGCACAGGAAAACAACAUCUGUAACUUCUACAUGCUCACACUGGAUAAGGAUCGGAUAAUAGAUGCCGGGCCGAAGGGAAACCAGUCGCGUUUUAUGAACCACAGCUGCCAGCCGAACUGUGAGACACAGAAGUGGACGGUGAAUGGAGACACCAGAGUCGGGCUUUUUGCAUUAGAGGACAUUCCUACAGGUGUUGAACUCACUUUUAACUAUAACUUGGAGUGUCUUGGUAAUGGGAAGACGGUGUGUAAAUGUGGAGCGCCCAACUGCAGCGGAUUCCUUGGUGUCAGACCAAAGAAUCAGCCCUCAUCUGAAGACAAGGUGGGGAAACUGAAGAAGAAGGUUGCUGUGAAGCGUAAGAGCCAGUUAGAGGUCACCAAGGAGCGGGAGGAUGAAUGUUUCUACUGUGGUGAUGGAGGGCCGAUUGUGUCUUGUAAGAAGCUCGGCUGCCCCAAGGUCUAUCAUGCCGACUGUCUGAAUCUGUCCAAGAGACCUGCAGGCCGCUGGGAGUGUCCGUGGCAUCAGUGUAAUGAGUGCGGAAGGGAGGCAGCAUCCUACUGCGAGAUGUGUCCCAACUCCUACUGCAAACAGCACCGCGAGGGAAUGCUGUUCAUAUCCAAACUGGACGGCAAGCUGUCCUGCAGCGAACACGACCCGUGCGGCCCCGAUCCUCUGGAACCGGGUGAAAUUCGAGAGUACGUGCCCGGUACACCUAUCCUACCCCCUCUGCCCAAUAUGUCAGUGUCAGGCAGAAUACCUCUGCCUGCCCUACCGCUUGCUGCUCCGCUCUUCAUUCCCGCCCCCAACAGACCCGUGUUCCAAGCCCAAAGACACCCGUAUGCAGACGAGGUGGUGGACAACGUGGUUUUGCCACCCUCUUCUCUUUCUAAGGACAUCAAGGAGGAAGAUAUGAGUGAUGAAGGUGAGGUGGUGGAAGGGGUGAUCGGGGAUGAAGGAGAAGAAGUAGGCCUUGAGGUUGUGGAUGAUGAUGAAGAAAUGGACUACGGAGGGAUAGGAUUCGAGGAUGAGGAGGAAGAAAAGGUGGACCGUGGCGAGGACUGGGGAGAUGAAUUUGUGGAUGAUGACUUCGAAGACACUGAGGAUUUAGGGGAAGUGGAGGAGGAAGACCAGGAAUCAUCAUAUGAUGAGUUUGUCGAAGGAGAAAAGUGAGCUCUCCUGCAUUUUUGCUUGACGUCUAUCUCUCGCACAAAAACUCUCGCUCUGAUGGGCACAGCCAGGUGACCUGUAGGGAAAGUCAACUGCCAUUUUUCCGGUCGGUGCUCAGCUGAAUGCAAAACAACUUUUGAGAAUGAUGGACAUGUGCAACAUUCUUAAGUUGAUGACUGUAUCAGCUUGCCUUCUCAACCCAAGUCCUCUUUGAAAAGUCCAUAAAGAGGGUUGGACCUGGUGCUGUGGGACUGUGAUUUUUUUUUCAGUCCUUUUGUUGGUAUAUAAUUAGUGUCUGGUGCUCUUUUGUGCUUUUUUUUUUUUAUUUUCCUCCUCAACGUGUUUACAUUCUCUGAUCUAAACCGAAAGAUGACCUCACGGAGAGUUAAAAUGGGGCACCACAAACCAUACAGUUGUGUCUUACUUACGAACUCUGCAUAGAUUUUAAUUACGCUUCAUUGACAGAGGAAAGAGAACGCAACAAAGCAGCAGAUAACUAAUGUUCAGUCCCUUCACCGGGUGAUUGCAAUGACAUAGCCACAUCAUUAGGCCAAAAAUAGCUUAAAGCUCCACGGGUCACGGUACUUGAAAUGAUUUCUUCAGGUCUGUCUGUUAGUAUCACAGAGUGGUUACAUGAAAAUGAAUAAAAGGAGUCCUCGUACAUAUUUUUCAGCUGAUUUGUGAAAAAAAAAAAAAAAAGAGUGCUACUAUCAAAAAGGACAAGAAAGUAUGACAUUCCCAGCAUCAUCCUGCUUGAUUUCAAACAUGCUCUUUUUUUGUUGCAUUUGUGUUUGUCAUUUUACUUCACUUCUAUGUCAAGGCAAUAUGUCAAGACUAAAGAAACUUAGUAGUUUUAAGGUUUUGUAAAGUCUAGCUGCUUGGCUACAUGCUUGUGGCCUUUAAUUUAGCAACAUUAUGAUUUAUGAUCCUAUAUUAAAAUUUCUCUCACCAUCACUUGAAUCUCAAAAAUUAUGAAAGCACCUAUUGUUUGCAACAUCAUUGUGCAUCAGGUAAAAUUCCUGAUUGAAAAACUGCCUCAUGUAAUGAAGUAAUGUUCAUAUUCACAGAACCUGUUUGGAAUCUGUUUCCAUCACUGAUAUUGUACAAUAUGUUUUCAAUGCCUUUAGACCUUACACUCAUUAUUUCUGGUUCUGUGACUCUUUGCAACCUAAUCAUGUGGAUGCUUUUUCUAAAAAAGCUUUUUUUUUCUUUAUCAUCAUCAUCAUCAACCUUUGUACUUUCUUUUCUUAGCUCUAUUACUUUUAAAGUUAUACUUUUUGUCUCUUUGUAUUUAU
This is a messenger RNA of Sinocyclocheilus anshuiensis, 3658 nucleotides long. RefSeq names its product histone-lysine N-methyltransferase, H3 lysine-36 and H4 lysine-20 specific-like. Gene Ontology annotation, molecular function: protein binding; histone methyltransferase activity. Gene Ontology annotation, cellular component: nucleus. The annotation marks the transcript as partial. The transcript is spliced from 11 exons. The record is from RefSeq and is a predicted model, not a curated record. NCBI's taxonomy places the organism in Eukaryota, Metazoa, Chordata, Actinopteri, Cypriniformes, Cyprinidae.